This is a messenger RNA of Cheilinus undulatus (humphead wrasse), 1227 nucleotides long. RefSeq names its product hypocretin (orexin) receptor 2 (gene hcrtr2). The record is from RefSeq and is a predicted model, not a curated record. Bases 1 to 1227 code for a protein of 408 amino acids. Gene Ontology annotation, biological process: circadian sleep/wake cycle process; G protein-coupled receptor signaling pathway; feeding behavior. Gene Ontology annotation, cellular component: membrane. Gene Ontology annotation, molecular function: orexin receptor activity. Lineage: Eukaryota; Metazoa; Chordata; Actinopteri; Labriformes; Labridae. The transcript is spliced from 7 exons.
AUGACUGAGAGCACCGGGGGUGAGGAUUGCGAGGAGCUGCACUCUCCCGUGGAUGAUGACGAUGAACUUCUCAGAUACAUCUGGAGGGAGUACUUACACCCAAAAAAGUAUGAAUGGGUCCUCAUCGUGGCUUAUAUUAUUGUCUUCUUCGUUUCUCUCAUUGGAAACUCGCUCGUUUGUUUUUCAGUGUGGAAAAACCGCCACAUGCGUACUGUUAUCAACUACUUCAUAGUGAAUCUCUCCUUGGCUGAUGUGUUGGUCACCAUCAUCUGCCUGCCUGCCAGCCUUGUGGUGGACAUCACAGAGACGUGGUUCUUUGGAAACACGCUUUGCAAAAUUGUGCCUUAUCUUCAGACAAUUUCAGUUUCUGUGUCAGUCCUGACACUGAGCUGCAUCGCCCAGGACCGCUGGUAUGCCAUCUGCCACCCGCUGAUGUUCAAGAGCACUGCCAAGAGGGCUCGUAAGAGCAUUGUUAUCAUUUGGGUGGUGUCAUGCAUCAUCAUGAUCCCUCAGGCUGUUGUGAUGGAGAGCAGCAGCCUUCUGCCUGAACUAACAAACAAGACCAGCCUGUUCACAGUGUGUGAUGAGCACUGGGGAGCUGAAAUCUACCCGAAGGUGUAUCACACAUGCUUUUUCAUCGUCACAUACUUUGCACCACUCUGUCUCAUGAUCCUAGCAUACAUCCAGAUCUGUCACAAGCUGUGGUGUCAGCAGAUUCCUGGGAGCACAUCAGUGCAGCAGAGGAAGUGGAGGUCGAUGCAGUGCUCGACCUCCGCUCCAGCAGUGGGAGAACAGGCGAGAGUCCGGACCAGCACGGUCUGCGCUGAGAUCAAACAGGUCCGAGCUCGCCGCAAGACAGCCAGCAUGCUUAUGGCGGUGCUCUUUGUGUUCGCUGUGUGCUACCUGCCAAUCAGCGUGCUGAAUGUCAUGAAAAGAGUCUUUGGAACAUUCAAGAAAACCAACGACAGAGAGAAAGUUUACGCAUGGUUCACGUUCUCACACUGGCUCAUAUAUGCCAACAGUGCGGCUAAUCCCAUCAUCUACAACUUCCUCAGUGGUAAGUUCCGGAAGGAGUUUAAAGCAGCUUUUUCCUGCCAAUGUUACAGAAAAAGCCCAAAUCAAUCAAAGAGCAGAAGGACCAGAACGAGCACAGAGAGCCGGAAAUCCCUGUCGACUCAAGUGAACCACAUGGACAACGUGUCCCGCAUAUCUGAUCAGAUAGUGUAG